AUGAUUUCAAAAAAGUCAACGUCAUUUUAUGUGGAAUCUCCACCAAUUUAUGAAGUAGAAAAUUUUUGGGAGUGUCUAUACGGAAAUAAACUACUACCGUCAGCCUAUUGUUUAGUUUUUUCGCAAAUAAUUCCCAAAGAAAAUUCCUCCCUUUGGAAACAAAUUCAAGAAUAUUCGACUGAUUUCAAGCAUAAUUUUCGUCAUGAUUUUUUAACCUUUGGAGUUUGCGUCCAAGCAUGCAAAAAAUUGUUAAAAGAAAAAGAGGAUGAAAAUGAGGAUGAAUUUAUUACUUCGGAAACAAAUAUUGACAACUUAGCAAUAAAAAAACAUUUGCAAAUUCUUAAUGAUCCAGAUACCAAAUUUAAAAGCUAUGAUUUAACAAUAAAAAAGUGUUUAAAUUUUCGUUUCAUGAAGAAAUAUGCUCUGGAAUUGAAAAGUAUAACAGCUACAUGUACUGCAGGCUCCGAAAUGGUUUACAUGCGUUUUUGGGAUAUAACAUUUAUUCUUUUACUUUUAACUAUUAUAAUUUUUAUUGUUGCUUCUUCUUUAUAUGACUUUCAGUUGAAAUCGAAACAUUCAUGUAAUUUAAAUUCAAACUUGCAUUAUAAAGCGGAAAUAGAAUCUCAAAGUAGCCUUCGAUUUUUUUUGAUGGUCAGCGUAAUUUUGAGUCACACCUUAAUUGUAAUGUUAUUAGUUGGCCCUAGUAAUACCCAAUAUAUUGAGGAAUUUCAUCACCAUUUUGAAAAAAAUUUAUUGUUAAAUGGCACAAUAAUACUACAGACAUAUUUUGUUAUAGGAGGGCUUCUUUUAACUUUAGGAUUCAAUAUAGAAAUUAACAAAAACAAAAAUAAAAAUUAUGUAAAAUUAUUUUUAAAAUUUAUUCUAUUGCGCUAUGUACGAUUAGUACCAAUUUACGCAUUUGGGAUAUUAUUCAAUAUUAGUUUCUUUACAAAAAUGAUGCAUGGUCCGUUCUGGAAAUAUGUAACGCAGAGUGAAAAAGUUUGUUGUCAACGUUAUUGGUGGGCUAAUAUGUUGUUCAUUAAUAAUUAUGUUUCACUUGAUGAGCAAUGUCUCCCUCAAACAUGGUACCUAGCUGCUGAUUUUCAAAUGAAUAUGGUACUUUUGGUGUUUCUAAUUUUAAUCGAAAAAAUACCAUGUAUGAAAUACUGGAUAUUGCUGUUUUGGAGCGGUCUUGCUAUUUUAUUACCGGCAAUAACAGUUUAUUUGAAUAAAUUUGAGGGAGUUUUUUUAAUAGCUCCAGAAAGUUAUCGAUACGGCAUUUGGUUUGAUGAACAUUUCAAAUAUUAUUUUAUUCCUACACAUAAUAAUAUGGGGGGUUAUCUGGUUGGUUAUAUAUUAGGAAAAGUAUUAUUAAAAUUUGAGGAAACUCAUAUUCAAUUAGAAAAAAAUUUUAAAUUCAAAUUGUUAUGGUAUAUCAACAUACCAUUUGCAUUAUUUGUAGUAUUCAGUGGACUCAUAUUUUAUGAGAUUGACUUUCCAAAACCAUCAAUAUUUGCAGCUAUUUAUGCAGGAAUAAUAAGAAAUUUGUGGGCCGUAAUGUCUGGCAUCCUAAUUUUAGGAAUGGCUUAUAAAAUUGGAUGGAUCAUUUAUGAAAUCUGUUCCAUACCAAUAUUUCGCGUUUUUGGAAGAUUAUCCUUAAGUUGCUUAAUAUUUCACACGCACGUUAUACGAAUAUUUUGUGGAAUUUUGCAUAGUCCACCGUACUUAUCAAAUUUUAUAAUGCUUAUUAUUAUUCUGGGGGUUGUGUGUGCAUCGUAUGUUUCUUCAUUUCUAUUAACAAUUUUGAUAGAAUAUCCAAUAGCAAAUUUAGUUAAAACACUGUUGGUAAAAGCAAUCAAAUCAAACAUUUAA
Messenger RNA from Condylostylus longicornis, 1872 nucleotides. Its product is annotated as O-acyltransferase like protein-like. The record is from RefSeq and is a predicted model, not a curated record. The transcript is spliced from 12 exons. Gene Ontology annotation, molecular function: acyltransferase activity, transferring groups other than amino-acyl groups. Lineage: Eukaryota; Metazoa; Arthropoda; Insecta; Diptera; Dolichopodidae. The coding region runs from base 1 to 1872 and encodes 623 amino acids.